Molecule: messenger RNA, 1901 nt
Organism: Lipotes vexillifer (Yangtze River dolphin)
Lineage: Eukaryota; Metazoa; Chordata; Mammalia; Artiodactyla; Lipotidae
Gene: ZBTB46
Product: zinc finger and BTB domain containing 46
Exons: 4
Coding region: 29-1798 (589 amino acids)
Biological process (GO): regulation of transcription by RNA polymerase II
Molecular function (GO): RNA polymerase II cis-regulatory region sequence-specific DNA binding; DNA-binding transcription factor activity, RNA polymerase II-specific; protein binding
Source: RefSeq, a predicted model, not a curated record
CAUAGAAGAGACCACCCCAGGAUCCCAGAUGAACAACCGGCGGGAAGAUAUGGAAAUCGCGUCCCACUACCGGCAUCUGCUCCACGAGCUCAACGAGCAGAGGCAGCACGGCGUCCUGUGCGACGUGUGCGUGGUGGUCGAGGGCAAGGUCUUCAAGGCCCACAAGAACGUCCUGCUCGGCAGCAGCCGCUACUUUAAGACGCUCUACUGCCAGGUGCAGAAGGCAUCUGACCAGGCCACGGUCACGCACCUGGACAUCGUCACAGCCCAGGGCUUCAAGGCCAUCAUCGACUUCAUGUACUCCGCCCACCUGGCCCUCACCAGCAGGAACGUCAUCGAGGUGAUGUCCGCGGCCAGCUUCCUGCAGAUGACGGACAUCGUGCAGGCCUGCCACGACUUCAUCAAGGCCGCGCUGGACAUCAGCAUCAAGCCGGACGCCUCGGACGAGCUCUCGGAGUUCGAGGUGGGCGCCCCACCCAGCAGUGGCGCGGACGCCCUCAUCUCCGCCGUCAUGGCCGGGAGGAGCAUCUCCCCGUGGCUGGCCCGCCGCACGAGCCCCGCCAACUCUUCUGGGGACUCGGCCAUCGCCAGCUGCCACGAGGGCGGGAGCAGCUGCGGGAAGGAGGACCAGGAGCCCAAGGCCGACGGCCCCGCGGACCUGUCCUCCCAGCCGCUGUGGCCUGGCGACGCGGGCUACGGGCCUCUGCACAUCAAGGAGGAGCGGCUCUCACCGGCUCACUACGGGGGCAGCGAGCCGCCGUCCGCUGGGGAUGGGGCCGCUCAGAACUCCUUCUCAGAGCAGGCGGCAGGGGACGGCUGGCAGCCCACGGGCCGGAGAAAGAAUCGCAAAAACAAAGACACGGUCCGGCACAUCACGCAGCAGGUGGAGGACGACAGCCGGGCCGGCUCCCCGCUGCCAUCUUUCCUCCCGACGUCCGGGUGGCCCUUCAGCAGCCGAGACUCAAACGCGGACUUGACCGUCGCUGAAGCCAGCAGCUCGGACAGCCGCGGGGAGAGGCCCGAGCUCUACGCGCAUGUGGACGAGGGGCUCCUGGGAGGAGAAGGCAGCUACCUGGGAGCCCCCCUCACCCCAGAGAAGGACGACGCGCUGCACCAGGCCACCGCGGUGGCCAACCUGCGGGCGGCGCUUAUGAGUAAGAACAGCCUGCUGGCCCUCAAGGCCGACGUGCUGGCGGAUGACAGCUCCCUGCUGCUGGAGUACCUGCCCAAGGGCACCCACUCCCUGUCCUUGAACGAGUUCACGGUCCUCCGAAAGAAGUUCCGCUGCCCCCACUGCAGCUUCGCGGCCAUGCACCAGUGCAUCCUCAAGAGACACAUGCGCUCCCACACGGGCGAGCGGCCCUACCCCUGCGACAUCUGCGGCAAGAAGUUCACGCGGCGCGAGCACAUGAAACGGCACACGCUGGUGCACAGCAAGGACAAGAAAUACGUGUGCAAGCUGUGUAGCCGCGUGUUCAUGUCGGCCGCCAGCGUGGGCAUCAAGCACGGCUCGCGGCGCCACGGCGUGUGUGCCGACUGCGCGGGUGGGGGCGGGGCCGGGCCCCUGGACGGCGGCGGCGCCGAGGGCUCCCCUGAGCUGUUUGCGGGCGACGGGCCGUACCUGGAGGACCCCGAGGACCCCCGCGGCGAGGGAGAAGAGCUGGGCGAGGACGAGGACGACGCGGGCCUGGCCCCCGAGGACGCACUGCUGGGGGACGACAGGGAGGCCGAGGACUCGCCGCGGGGGCCUCGCAGCCCUGCCCGGGGCACCGACAAGGACUUCACCUGGAUCUCCUAGGCUGGGCCGGGCACUGGGCCGCCGCGGCCGCCCCCCGCCUGCGUGCGCCCCGCGCCCCCUUCACCUGCUCUCCCGCACCCCUCGAGGACACCCGGGGCUCAGA